CAGAACAAAUUGCUUCUUCCCGCUCAGCAGAGUCACUUUCCCUAUCUUCUCCAAACCCUCCCCCAAUUUUUUUUUUUUUUCUCCGAGCAGAUCACAAAAAUCACAGUAAGAGGUUCAUCGGCACCAGAGCCAUGGUCAAUUGCGACCACAACCACCAAGACUCUAGCUUCAGCAAAGCCAUCUGCUCAAUCUGCCACAAAGACCUCGAGCCCUUCCUUGAGGACCUCCAAGCCAUCUUCAUCUGCGGCCACGUCUUCCACGAGUUCUGCUUGCAAGAGUCCUUCGGCUUCUUUGAGAGCGUCAAGAGGUACAGCUGUCCGGUGUGUAAACAGCGAUGCAAGCCGAACGACGUCGCUCGGCUCUAUUUCGAGUCGGUGGGCAUCUCGCCGGAGCCGCCGAGUUUGGCUCGGUCGCCGAUUGGGGAAGAUUCCGAGGCAUUGCGUCGUGAGGUCAAAGAGCUUAAAGAGGAACUUUAUUUAUGCAAGGAGAAAGCGAAGAAAGAAGUGGCUAAUUUAAAGAAUGAAGCUUUGAAACAACAAGCAUCUAUACAACAGAUGCUUCAUAUGAAAACUGAGGCGCUUGAUAAAUUGACUGUGGAGUGCUUGAGGCAGCAAGAAAGGAAUAGGGCAUUGACCAAAGAGCUUGCAGCUUUCAAAUUGGCAUCUGAUCUAGAUCUCGAUGAAAAGGAGAUUAUGAACCUUGCCGCACAUGGUAAUGGGGGAAACAAUGAAAACACAAUAGAUGUUCUUAGAAAAUCCUUGAUUAUGAGUAAUAGGAAUCGCAAAGAACUGAUAGCCCAGUGCAAUCUUCUUGAAAGAGGAGAGGAUCUUCACCAUAAAAAACUAGAGAAGGCUAAAGGAAAGAUAAAUAGAUUAAAUACAAAGGUACAGGAACUGACAGACCAGUGCAAUCUUCUUGAACGAGGUGAGGCUCGUUAUAGUAGAAAGCUAGAGAAGGCUAAAGGAAAGAUAAACAAAUUGAAGACAAAGGUACAGAAACUGAAGGACCAAUGCAAUCUUCUUGAACAAGGUGAGGCUCGUCACAGUAGAAAGCUAGAGAAGGCUAAAGGGAAGAUAAAUACAUUGAAGGCAAAGGUACUAGAAUUUGAUGGUGCUGUUGAAGUAGAGAAAGAAACUUCAGUCCUUGGACCAAGUGAUCUGUUUGAGAGUAUGGUUCCUGUGAGUGGUACCUGUAAUGAUACUGCUAAAGCUCCUGCUGAUGAUAUUGCAGAUGUUCUGAUCCUUGACGAUGUUAAACAAGUCCAAUCCGUGCUUAACAUUACAAAGGAAUCUCCAAUCACCCAGCCACUUGCCAGACCAGAUGUUGUGAUUCUUGAUGAUCUCAACCAAGUUCAACCCAUGCUUAAUAGUAGCAAGGAAUCUCCGAUUAGACAACCACUUCUCGGACCAGUGAGUGCAUAUUUCUCUGGUGGCUUGGUUGGUCCAGAUGGAACAAAAAGAUUUUUAGGUAAAUGGUGCAAGCGGCGCGAGAACAAUCAAUUGGUAACAAACAAAUUUUCAAGUACAGAUGCUGGCUGUUCGAUUGUUGUAGUAUCUGAUGAAGAGGAUAUUACCGAAAAUAUACCGCAGAUAAAGAGGAGCAAAGUAUGAAGACAAGUCAAAAAUUGUACAGUCCCAAGGGUGCUUGCAGUACAACACUUCUUUGGAAGGGUCGGUAACUACGAGGGUUUAGAGGUGCACAUUCUAUAUGUAUGCAGGAUUGAUAUCUUUUGGUUAUGAUAAUGUUUAUAUCAGAGGAACUUGCUUAUGAUUUAUUUGGGCCAAGAAGCGAGAGCAAAAAUUCAUUUGUGAUAUCACGAUAGCCGAAUAGUGAGCAAAUAAUCCACUUGUUAAGCAAAGGGCAUUUCCUGUGCUUCCUAACUGAUGUUAUUUGUUGCUAUUUCAUCUAGAUUCUUUCAUUCUAUUUCUCAACGUUUGUACAAUAUAGU
Messenger RNA from Rosa rugosa (rugosa rose), 1948 nucleotides. RefSeq lists its product as uncharacterized. Bases 132 to 1610 code for a protein of 492 amino acids. Lineage: Eukaryota; Viridiplantae; Streptophyta; Magnoliopsida; Rosales; Rosaceae. The record is from RefSeq and is a predicted model, not a curated record. The transcript is spliced from 12 exons.